UUGCCUUCCUUCCAAAGAAGCAUUCAAUGUCGCUACCAGAAAUCGGCCAAACGAGAACUAUCUGGUAGCUGAGAGAAGAUGCGACAUCAGGAAGGGGUUAAAAAAAAAAUCGAACGGGUGGAGGCGCAGCGGUGGUCAACAUGCUAGCUGGGGUGGAGUGAAUUGUUGACAUGGAGAGCCACAAAUUAGCUGAGCUGAAGACUUCGAGGGUGGCUGCGUGAGAAGAAGAAAAAAAAAAAAUAGCGCGUCGAAAGAAGCCGCAGCGUCCAUUGUGUAGUAACGUAAAUUCGACGUCAGAAGCAAACAUGAGUGAUGUGAGCGAGGGUUCCUUGCUGGAUUACUUCUACUCCACUUCGGGCAGCUCAGGCAAAGUCAGAAAUGCAGACAUACUGAAGACUUUUAAGCCUUUUAUUGGCCACAGUGACGCCCAGUUGCGUGCUAAAUACAGAGAAGAAUUCAAAGUCAUUAUUGACGGAAUUGCUGUGGUCAAAUCAGAAAAUGGUGAGAAGUAUCUUUUCCUCAAGAAGAAAUAUAGACAACUGCUGCAAGCGCGAGACAAAGACAAAACUCAGAUGCCCGAUGUGGACGGGCAAAGACACUCAAGUCCCACCAAAGUGCAAGCGAGUGCACUGUGGGAGGCAACCGACGUCUCUGAUUGUCGCUCCCAGCAAAAGGAACGUUUGGAUGAGCUGACUACGUGUGGCGAGCCAGACAGCGCUAAUGAGUGGGAGUCUGAGCAAGAUGAGGAGUCAACAAGUAGUAUGGGUUCUGCUGCUGUUGCACUGGACCCUCUAGAAAAAGAAUGGAUCUACUUUGCAGCAGGCGCUAGAGUUCCUGACCUCUGUCAACUACUUCGACAGGACCCAUCGCUUGCCAACAAGAAGACUGCUCUGCACUGGGCUGCCAAACACGGCAACGAGGACAUGGCAGCUCUGAUCGCAAAUGCCGGUGCCGAUGUCAACACCAAAUCAGGUUAUACGCCUUUGCACAUUGCAGCGCUGCAUGGCCAUCAGAACAUUCUUGAUCUGCUCGUAGGGACCUAUGGUGCCAAGGAGAAUUUGAGAGAUUACAGCGGCCACCUGGCCUUCCAUUACCUCAACUACAAAGAGGCAGAGGUUCCAGAGGACGACUGUGAGCUGCAGUUUCAAGUGUCCCAGGCCAGAGAGCGUAACAGGAACAGGAAGUUGGCAUCGCUCUUCCAAUCCAAGAAGAAGUGGGGCUCAGCCGAGGACCUGGCGCCCAUCGAGGAAGAGAGGACGGCGCCGCAUCAGCUCGCUGUUCCCGCUUUCAGACCGAGGAAGUUUUCUCGCUGAUGGACCGUUCUGCAAGUUGAAUUCCCCUUUUUAGAAAUUGUCACUUGCUCGUAAGUUGUCAAUUUUCACACGGGACAGGACAAACAGCAUCCUCCUUACACACUCAAAACUGUUUCUUCAGGUAUUAUCUACUAUAUUUUGCGACCAUCGCAGUAUUAACACUCGAAUGUAGGUUGUCUUGUGAUUUAUGGCUUGCCUUAUAGCUCAGGAUAAUUUUCAAGUUAAGGAGUGCUGUUGCAUUUGUGUUUACACUUUGAACCUAAAAACCAAAAUAUUUUUUUAUUGGGGAAAAAAAGUGAACUAUCUACCUAAAGACUGAAUGCUUUACGACUUCUACAGUUUUACGAAACUUGACCGAUGACAGCCACUUACAUACUGGCUCAUGCUUGCACAGAUAGAAAUUCAAUUUUUUAGUCUUCUGGGGUAGAACUCUUGCAUUUCAUUAUUUCAUGCAAUACUGAAGCUUUUAUUUCAUUUUUUUUGUUCAUGCAAUUAAUUGAGAGAAAAUGUUAUGUGGUUAAAGUGAGCUGUGUCCAGUUUUUUUUUCUUUGUUUUGCGUGUUUUCUUGCCGCAAAUGUCUUCAAAUUUUUUGAUAAUCUGAGAAAUGACAUAAAUUACAGAAUAACUUGGCCUGGGUGGUUAUGUAAAAAAAUAAUCAGUUAUUUUGAUUGAUAUUGAAGUCAUGAUUAUCAAACACCAAUAUUCACUGAUGAAGUAUUAUUCAACUACCAAAACUCAACUUUAAAUAUGUAAACGACAACCAAAUACUAUAUUUGUAAUUAAACUACUACGACAAAAAAAAAAAUCUUCUUUGAACAACAGAAAAGGAUGCAAUUAUUAAAUUGAGCAAUGCAAAAUUGUCCAAGCUUAAUUGAAGAAACAGGCAAUUUCUCAUUAUUUCUUUUUCUUUAACUCAGAUUAAUUCAGUCCUCUGUUUGAUUUGAAGGAGGAGAAUAUGCUCAAAUCUGGCCUAUUUUUACACAAUAAAAAGGUUGAACAUGGAAACAUAUUUCAUUUUCACAAUGUUUACAGCUGACA
Molecule: messenger RNA, 2351 nt
Organism: Syngnathoides biaculeatus (alligator pipefish)
Lineage: Eukaryota; Metazoa; Chordata; Actinopteri; Syngnathiformes; Syngnathidae
Product: ankyrin repeat domain-containing protein SOWAHA
Exons: 9
Coding region: 306-1313 (335 amino acids)
Molecular function (GO): protein binding
Source: RefSeq, a predicted model, not a curated record